AACGCGGGAAGUGGGGUCCAGGCACCGUUCUCUCCACCGUUAAGGCUGUUUCAGUCCCAGCGCGAGCGGGUAGCCCGGCCGAGACGUCGGGUGCGACGCCAUGGAAGUGGUGGAGGCCGCCGCUGCGCAGCUGGAGACUCUGAAAUUUGGCGGCACCGGCUUCGGGGGUGGCCACGGCGAGGCGGCGCCGUCCCCGGACACCGUUCCUGUCUCAGAGCCACCGCCGCCACCACCGUCGGAUGAGGGGGCCCCAGACACUGGGCGGGAGGGGGAGGCGCAACCAGCCGGGGAGCAGCCGCCUGAAUUCUUUAAACUUUUCCUUUCCUACAGUGAAACAGAUUCAGAUAGUUCAAGCUCUUCCUCUUCCUCAUCAUCAUCCUCAUCUUCCUCUUCCUCUCGAAUAUUAGUUCCUCCAGUGCUGUCAGAUGGAGAUGAAGAUGUACAAGUUGAGAAGGAAAAUAAGAAUUUUCCUCUUAUUAAAACAAAAGAUGAAUUACUUCUUAAUGAACUACCUUCAGUUGAAGAACUAACUAUUAUUUUGCCUGAAGAUAUUGAAUUAAAGCCUCUUGGGAUGGUUUCAAGUAUUAUUGAACAAUUAGUAAUAAUUGAAUCUAUGCCUAAACUACCUCCAGUUAAUGAGGAGACUGUAAUUUUUAAGAGCGAUCGGCAGACAGCAGGGAAGAUAUUUGAGAUAUUUGGACCUGUUGCACAUCCAUUUUAUGUAUUACGGUUUAAUUCUUCAGAACACAUUGAGAGUAAAGGUAUUAAAAUGAAGGACACUAUGUAUUUUGCUCCAUCAAUGAAAGACUUCACCCAAUAUGUAUUCACAGGAAAACAGGAGAAGGGAUCGGAUGCAUCAUGGGAAAAUGAUCAAGAACCACCACCAGACGCCUUAGAUUUCAGUGAUGAUGAAAAGGAAAAAGAAGCCAAACACAGAAAAAAAAAUCGCAUUCAAGGCCGGAAAAAAUUUAAAUCUCAAUUUAAUGAGUCAGGUGAAGAUUUUGCAGAAGUACAUCAAAAUUGGAAUGCUCAUAGCUCUUCUUCAGAGCAUUCACAGGGAUAUCGAAACAGAGAAUUCACACCAGGAUUUUCCCGGGGUAGAUAUGCUCGACCUUGCCAUGGCAGGCCCCCACCUCCACAGUUUUAUAACUCGGAGCAUAUGGUACCUCAGGAGACUUCAGGAUUCCCACCUCAGAGACAAGAUAAUCUUAUGCCACAGUAUCCCUUUCCUCCUCCAGGGUUUGACAUGCAUAAUUUUUCACUCCCUCCUCCACUACCACCACCACCUCCACCUCCACCACCUGCAUUUGUAAACAUGGGUUGGCCUGCACCUAACAUGCCACCUCAUCCAUUAUAUCCCAUACCAUACUCCAUACCCCCACCUCCUCCCCCUCCACCCCUGCCUCCCUCCUCCUCUGCUGGAGAUAGUAAUUCUUCUCAUUUUGGAUCUUACUAUUAGGUAAAUAUGUGCAUUACCAGAGAAAUGUAUAAAUUUUUUUUUAUUUUAUAUGGGAAAGCUUUUUCUUUUAUAUAGGAAGAAUUUUUUUUUAAGAGAGAGAUUAUGGCUCUAGAUUUUUAAUACAUUGUGAAAAACUGAAUGUUUACUUUAGUUAUAAGUUGAUAUAUAUUUAUAACCUUUGUGAAAUUGUAUCCAUAUGAAAAUUUCAAUUUAGAUUUGUAGGGGAAAUUACAAUUAUGUAAUAUUUAAUUAAAACUUAAUCCAUGUUUAAUAAACAAUAUAUAUAGGUUUAAGAAUAGAUUCUGAAGCAACUUUUAUCAUGGAUGAAAACAUACUGGACAUACUGAUUUUCUUGUUGGUCUAUCUGAAAAUAUGAUGUUGAAGUCUUAUUGAGAGUCUUUAAAAUAAACUAUUUUUAUAAAUUUA
Messenger RNA from Myotis davidii, 1885 nucleotides. RefSeq names its product nuclear assembly factor 1 ribonucleoprotein (gene NAF1). NCBI's taxonomy places the organism in Eukaryota, Metazoa, Chordata, Mammalia, Chiroptera, Vespertilionidae. Gene Ontology annotation, cellular component: sno(s)RNA-containing ribonucleoprotein complex. Gene Ontology annotation, biological process: box H/ACA snoRNP assembly; ribosome biogenesis; pseudouridine synthesis. Gene Ontology annotation, molecular function: RNA binding. Bases 101 to 1459 code for a protein of 452 amino acids. The record is from RefSeq and is a predicted model, not a curated record. The transcript is spliced from 8 exons.